ACACUUUGAACAUUUUGGGGUCAAAAGAAUAGCAUCUUAGUAUAAAAAUUCUGAUGUGAUUAGUUUUCAUAUAAGCUUUAAGGGAAGUGGGAUGAGAAUCAAGCCCAACUAAACUUAUGUGAUGAUCCAUUUUUGUUGUGCAGGAUAUAAAAGAGAGAGGAACAGUAAAGUUGGGGGAUUCAUUCCAUUUUUGCUGUGUUCUAACAGAAAAGGAGAGAGGAGAGAGGCGGAGAGCCGAAGAAGAUCUCUUCUCCAGAAAAUAGUUUCGCACUAUUUUCUUCCAGCGAGAGUGUGUGCGCAACCCAGCCAUUCAAGAAAACCAGAAGGAGCUUCAUCUGCACUAAUCAGGAUCACAAGAAGGAGAAGAGAACAGACUACACUCAAUCCAGCCUUUGCAGAGGAAAAUCAAAGGAUUUCAAGGUUAUUAAGCUCGAAUUCCCUAGAAAUUAGUCCUUUAGGUUUUGAAUCUGAGAUUGGUUGUGUUUUUGAGCUGGCUCCUCCUAUUAUGACUCAUUUGUCGAUGGGGGCUGGAUCAGAUCGAAAGAAGAAGAUGAUGAAUGAGCAUGGAAAUUAAAUGUUCAAUUAAGUUAAUCGCCACUUGAAGUGUGAUCUUCUCAUACACUCAUGUAUCAUUGGUGCUUUUAUAUGGCUCAAGAUGAUGGUAUCUCUAAAACUUUGGCUUCAUUGGCUGACAUGGAAUUACGCUUCACAGACAACCAGCAAUCAACCACUAAGUCGUUGUUAUGCGAUUCGACUGCCCCAGAUCAUGAUCCUCUAUCCACUGGUGAUUCAUCUCAACCUUGUAAAGAGGCAGUUCUCGCAGUAGAUAUCCCCAGCCUUGAUAGUCUCGUAGGUGCUUCAAAUCUACAUUCCCUACGUGUUAAUGGGAGCAUUGUUUCAUCAUGUGCAGUUAAAGCCAGUUUUGAAGCAUUUCUAGAUGACCUACCCCCAUAGGUGCUUGCGAUUUUGUUGUAAUUCAACACAUCUUCGCCCAAUCCAUAAUGUAAUACCCUAAUCCGUCCAGGAUUCGGCAAUAUGUGUAUGUAGUGGGAGCUGAUAGGACCGAUACAAGUCAGAGGUAGAUUUAACUAU
Messenger RNA from Cuscuta campestris, 1092 nucleotides. NCBI's taxonomy places the organism in Eukaryota, Viridiplantae, Streptophyta, Magnoliopsida, Solanales, Convolvulaceae. The record is from the annotation of a GenBank genome assembly.